Molecule: messenger RNA, 1102 nt
Organism: Schistocerca nitens (vagrant locust)
Lineage: Eukaryota; Metazoa; Arthropoda; Insecta; Orthoptera; Acrididae
Product: succinate dehydrogenase assembly factor 2, mitochondrial-like
Exons: 3
Coding region: 121-594 (157 amino acids)
Biological process (GO): tricarboxylic acid cycle; protein-FAD linkage; mitochondrial electron transport, succinate to ubiquinone
Cellular component (GO): mitochondrion
Source: RefSeq, a predicted model, not a curated record
AUGUUUGAACACUGUGGUUAUAAUAUGCACUAAACAAAACAAGCACACAUCAAACAGCUGACGGAGAAACGCAGAUCAGAUUGACUGUGUUGCGAAUAUUGUGGAGAACGAAGUGUUAAAAUGUUUCCAGUGUUACUCAGCCGAUCUGCACCGUGUCGGGGUAUUCUGGCGACAGUCUGUCCUUGGGUAACGCGGCCUGUCUCUCUUAUGUCAGUCAAGUUCAGCAGUCAAGAACUCUUUCCGCCAGGAAAUAUUACUGAACCACAGAUACCCCCAUAUAAGGAAAGGGUGGACGAACCAACUGACUUGAAAAGGGCGAGGCUGCUGUACCAAUCACGGAAGCGUGGUAUGCUGGAGAAUGGACUUCUGCUGAGUACUUUUGCAGCGAAACAUCUCUCAAAAAUGACACCAGAGUUGCUACAGCAGUACGAUCGUCUUAUCAAUUUACCAUCAAAUGACUGGGACUUAUAUUACUGGGUUACUGGUGUUAAGCCAACUCCUGCAGAGUUCGAAAAUGAUGCUAUGAAGCUGCUGAAAGAGCAUGUACAAAACAAGGAGAGACAACUCCGGAUUCGCCAGCCUGACCUUGACUAAUUAACACACUUUUUUUUUUUUUAUUUUAAACUACCGAUCUUCACAUAAGUGAGGCCUGUUCAGUAUUCAGUGUUUGCUUUAAUGUACAACUGUUGUCAGUCCUAGCAGCCGGAAUACCUCUCUCUCUCUCUCUCCCUCUCCCAUACACACACAUUUUAUUAACAACAGCUCCUGGAUAAGCACUUUUUGUCUCUGGAAGAUAUAGUUUUACUGCCAUUUAAAUUACAUGAUUUUGAUUAAUACUUGUUAAUUAUUUAAUUAGAGAGGUCACACUAAUCUAGUGAACAAAACACUGUAUUCAGUUAUGAAAUACUAACUUAUUUAUCAAGGCAAGUGUAAUGUGAAUGUUUGGUGCUUUCAUAUUGUUUGUUUAUAAUAUAAAAUGUAGAUAACUUUCACUGCACUCUCAGAGCUUCACUGUUGCAAACACACGUACUGUGUAAAUAUGUAUAUUUGUUGUUAUUCAAUGUCCAUAAUUGAUAAUAAAUUAUAGCCACAAAAAAUUGAG